Messenger RNA from Danio rerio (zebrafish), 3181 nucleotides. RefSeq names its product furin (paired basic amino acid cleaving enzyme) b (gene furinb). Gene Ontology annotation, cellular component: endomembrane system. Lineage: Eukaryota; Metazoa; Chordata; Actinopteri; Cypriniformes; Danionidae. Gene Ontology annotation, molecular function: serine-type endopeptidase activity; serine-type peptidase activity. The record is from RefSeq and is marked validated. Gene Ontology annotation, biological process: proteolysis.
GCCAUUUGUGAUUACCAGGGAUUUGUGUACGGAUGUAUUACGGAGCCCGUUAUGUCUAUACAGAACAAUAAAACUGAGGAGACCGAUGACAAGUGACACCACAGAGGUUUUAAUUUUAUAACAGUUCGAUAAGAAAUAUACCACACAGACGGGCAGAUACGAGAUUUAUACAUAAUAAAAAAUAAAGGACUACAGGAAGACGCGCGCGCUGUUGAAAGUUUCAUCGAUCUGCGCGCGCUCGCCGAGAGAUGCUGAGUUGAGUUCGCGGGGUCUCGCGGAAGGGCGCGAAUCCUCCGUAACGGUUUCUCGGUGGAUGUACUUUUUAUUUUGUGUCGUGAGCGGAGUUCAGUCCGGUGCUGUUGUCUGAAAUGUGAGCCCGUUACCGGAUUCCGAGGCUGUGCAAAGCGCAAUGACAGCUCUAGGAGGGGUCAGCGGUCCCAUUUCUGAGGUCAUUACAGAGCUGAAUUCAGAGCGCGGCCCACAGAUGCAUUAAAACGCAAAGCUCCAUCCAGAAGACCAGAACGCUUGGAGACUACGCACUCCUGUUCAUGGAGGGCCGCUUGAUCCUGCUGUUAUUUCUGGGGGCGUACCUGGUCCUCCUGGCUGCUGAGGUGCACUUGAUUACAGGCCAAGGCAUCUACAUCAACACGUGGGCCGUCCAUAUUGAAGGGGGGGUCGAGGAGGCUGAAAGGAUUGCACAAAAGCAUGGUUUCGUCAGUCACGGGCAGGUUUUCGGGGAUUUCUAUCAUUUCCAGCACAGAGGUGUGGUGAGGAGAUCUUUGUCCAGCCAUAGAGGGGUUCAUGUCCGACUGCACACCGAGCCACAGGUGCUUUGGGCAGAGCAGCAGAUUGCCAAGCGGAGACGCAAGAGAGACAUUCACAUGGAACCCACAGAUCCCAAAUUCCCCCAGCAGUGGUACCUGUACAAUCCCAGCCAUGGAGACCUGAAUGUGAAGGAGGCUUGGGCUCAAGGGUUCACUGGGCGAGGAGUGGUCGUGACCAUUCUAGAUGACGGCAUUGAGAAGGACCACCCUGAUCUGGCCAAAAACUAUGAUCCUGACGCCAGUUAUGAUGUGAAUGACAGAGAUCCAGACCCUCAGCCCAGAUACACACAGCUGAAUGACAACAGACAUGGCACACGUUGUGCCGGCGAGGUGGCAGCAGCAGCGAACAAUGGCGUCUGCGGAGUGGGUGUGGCUUACAAUGCCAAAAUUGGAGGUGUGCGCAUGUUGGAUGGAGAGGUAACAGAUGUUGUGGAGGCUCAGUCUCUAAGCUUGAACUCCCAGCACAUCCACAUUUACAGCGCCAGCUGGGGCCCAGAGGAUGAUGGGAAGACAGUGGACGGCCCUGCCAAACUGGCCAAAGAAGCUUUCCUGCAGGGAGUCACAGAGGGUCGAUCUGGGCUUGGAUCCAUCUUCGUUUGGGCAUCGGGUAAUGGAGGGCGAGAGCGGGACAGCUGCAACUGUGAUGGAUACACCAACAGCAUCUACACGCUCUCCAUCAGCAGCACCACACAGUACGGCAGCGUGCCAUGGUACAGCGAGGCCUGUUCCUCCACUCUCGCCACCACCUACAGCAGCGGAAACCUCAACGAGAAACAGAUCGUAACAACAGACCUGAGGAAGAAGUGCACAGAUUCGCACACGGGCACGUCGGCAUCGGCUCCCCUGGCCGCCGGAAUCAUCGCUCUCGCUCUGGAGGCCAACAUGAACCUGACCUGGAGAGACAUGCAGCAUCUCGUGGUGAGAACCUCACGUCCCGCCCACCUAAUAACAAACGACUGGAGGACCAAUGGUGUGGGCCGAUUAGUGAGCCAUUCUUACGGCUACGGUCUGCUGGAUGCUACUGCAAUGGUCGCUUUGGCCCAGAACUGGACCAGCAUGGGGCCGCAGCACAAAUGUGUCAUUAAUAUGCUGACUGAGCCCAGGGACAUAAAGAAUCACCUGACAUUCAGCAGAAGUGUGGAGGCCUGUUCGGGUCAGCCGGAUUUUGUGAGCUCUUUGGAGCACGUGCAGGCCAGACUCACGCUCUCCUAUAACCACAGAGGAAACCUGGCUGUUCACCUCAUCAGCCCGCUGGGGACUCGUUCCACAUUGCUGGCUCCACGGCCACAGGAUAACUCAGCCGAAGGAUUCAACGACUGGGCGUUCAUGACCACUCAUUCCUGGGAUGAGGACCCUCGUGGAGAAUGGACCCUGGAGAUUGAGAACGUGGCUGGACUUAAUGACUACGGCGUUCUUUCUCAGUUCACUCUCAUCUUAUACGGCACUGGCUCUAGUGCCACAGAUCCGUCCGUUUCUGACUACACCAGACCUUCAAACAACAGCUGCAAGACCUUCGACACACAGCAGAUCUGCAUUGAAUGCAGCACGGGUUUCUCUCUUUUCCUGCAAGGCUGUGUGAAGUCCUGUCCUCCGGGCUUCAUCUCUGGGCCGCAGGUGCUCAACUUGUCGUUGGACAACUGGGUGGAGCACUCGACUGUACAGGCGUGCCUGCCCUGCCACCCGGCCUGCCUGACGUGCUCCGGCUCCGGAGAGAACGAGUGUCUGUCCUGCCCCCCACACAGUCACUUAGUGGCCACUUCUUGCUUGCACCAGAACCAGGUGCAGAGAAAAUCCCCCAGCAUUCCCGUGAUCCAGCACGAGGCGGAUUCCAGCUCGGAGGAAUCAUUGCGUGAUCCCGGGCUUUCCUCCAGAUUGCCGGCGCUGGUGGCGGUGCUCAGCUGUGCCUUCAUCCUGGCCACUUUUGCAGCCGUUUUUGUGCUGCUUCAGCUGCACUCCGGUGCAGCCAGCGCCCCCUUCUGUCGGAGGACCAAACUGCCAGUGAUCGACACAGGCCGAGGGGGGAUUCGAGUGGGUUUUGGGUUUGGACUCAACCGGGGGAAAGUGUCGUAUCGGGGGAUUCCCACUGUGUGGGGGGAUGAGGAUGCGGCGGGAGGGAUGAACUCUGAGUCGGACAGCGAAGAGCUGGAAUUUCACAGCGAAAAAACUGCUUUUAUACGAACUCAGAGUGUUCUUUAACGCCCCCUGUGGGCCUUUUUUAACAUCUGUCUUCCUCAUGCCAGGAUACAGAACUAGUCUGCACUAUUCAGACUGUGUGUGUGUGUGAGAAAUGUGUAUAUGAGAGAUAAUGGUGCAGUUGACGUGUUUGACCCGAAUGCGAUUAAACCCAAGACAUCUCC